Molecule: messenger RNA, 957 nt
Organism: Eremothecium sinecaudum
Lineage: Eukaryota; Fungi; Ascomycota; Saccharomycetes; Saccharomycetales; Saccharomycetaceae
Product: lipase family protein
Exons: 1
Coding region: 1-957 (318 amino acids)
Biological process (GO): lipid metabolic process
Source: RefSeq, a predicted model, not a curated record
AUGAAGUUGAUCCCGUUGUUAUUUUUAUCCAUAUGUGUCUCGUGUGUCCAUUCUUACUCUGAGGAGUUGUUUGAAAGGAUCAAACGUGCUUCGCUGUUAGCCAAUGAUGCUUAUUGUGUUAACAGUAUUAUGAUACCUGAUUUUUUGAACUCACCAAUAUCUUACAUUGAACAGCAGGGAGUCAAGGUGCUUAAAGUCUUCCAGCCCAAGAGAGUAUCGUUAAUUCUAUCUGGAAAUGGUUUCAUAGGUCUUGAUGAGGAAAGAAAGGAGAUUAUUGUGUCUUUCAGAGGGUCCAUCUCUGUCAUGGACUGGCUUUCGGACUUUUACUUUGACACAGCAGAAUAUAAUCCAUUGCACGGCCAGGUCCAGUGUGAAGGAAACUGUUUGGUCCAUCUUGGUGUGCUAAAGCAAUUCUCUAUUAUCUAUCAGGACGUUAUGGACACCUACUUACCACUCUUAGAGCAGUAUCCAGACUUCACCACUGUUGUCACAGGCCAUUCUCUAGGAGGAGGGUUUGCUUACUUGAUGGGUAUUGAAUUGCAGACUUUGGGUAUCAAGACAAGUUUGGUAACAUUCGGUGCCUUAAGGAUGGGUAACGAAGAUUUGAACAAAUGGGUCGACAAAUUAUUCAACACCGACGAGGCUCUAGAGCAAAUCAAGAAUAACGAGAACCCAACCAGAGCAUACCUCCGUGUCAUACAAGAAAUGGAUAUUGUCCCACUUGUUCCUCCAGGUCCUAUCUACGGCCAUUCUGGUAUCCAGUUUAGCAUCCGCAAGCUGUCUGGAUUCUCUCCAUCGAUGAGCCAAGUUCGCUUAGAUGGUGCACACUUGGAGUUGCAGGAAAUCAUCGAGGAGAUGUUCCUCACUGGCAGGAUUACAGCAAUUCUAGGUGUUAUCGACCACAUCUCAUACUUCAGAAGAAUGGCAUUGCCAUGUAUGAUUGACAGUGUGAUGUAA